Molecule: messenger RNA, 1621 nt
Organism: Osmia lignaria (orchard mason bee)
Lineage: Eukaryota; Metazoa; Arthropoda; Insecta; Hymenoptera; Megachilidae
Product: regulator of microtubule dynamics protein 1
Cellular component (GO): mitotic spindle pole; spindle microtubule; cytoplasm
Molecular function (GO): microtubule binding
Source: RefSeq, a predicted model, not a curated record
CUUUGAACUGUAAAAAAAGGUGUUAUAUAAUUGAUAAAUAUAGUUGAAUAAUAAAAUUUGACUAUACUUCGUAACAGAAAUUGUAUUCAUAUGCCGGACAAUACCUAUUCCAAUUGCCGGUGUUCACGAUGUGAUUUGUAUAAUGUACAAAUAACGUUUUUUUAAUCAAAAAAAGUAGAUUUUAUAUUCACAAUUUCUAAAAGUCAUGUUUUUUUUGUAAAACUGACGAACUGGUUGUACUGUGCAUAUAUAGAUGUUAUGACAUUAACGUAUGAUAAACGUGAAAGAUUCAUAUGAUUUGGAAUACUUCAUAUGAGAAAACACAAGAAAUAACGCAUAAUGAACCAUAUACAAAAUAGUAAUUUAAUUGCUGCUGCCAUCGGUGUGACCGUUGGUGUUAUAAGUGCAGCUGGUAUUUUUAUUUAUCAUAAAAUUUUGGAAAACCAACAGCAUACCAGUACAGUUGGUAAUUUAGAUGCUGCUAAUAAAAAGAUUGUUGAAUUGCAAAAAGAGUUGGAAGCAUUAAGGUUACAGCAAAGUCAACAAAAGAAGAAACGAAAAAUUUCACGAAAAUUUACCUCAAAUGACAGCACUUAUACAGUAACAGAUAAUGACACAGAUAUCGAUGCCUUUUCCACAGCAGACACAGAUAUUGGUGAUGAUGAAUUCUAUGACUGCUCUGAUAGCGAAAGUGUUAUUGGUGAUAAUGAUAUGAGGAUCUCAGAAGAACUGAACCAGCUGGAUGUAAUUCUGAAGGAGAUCGACGAAGAUGUGAGUGAACAGUUUAAUAUCAAUGUAUACUAUAAGCUACAGACACUGGUAAAAUCUCAUGAAGAUAAUGUAGAAGUAGUAUGGAGAUUCGCGAGAGCUUGUUACGAUCAUGCAGAGGCCGUAAACGAUACAAAUAUUAGAAGAACACUACUCCUUGAAGGAAUUGAACACUGUGAGAAAGUUAUUGAAGUUCAAAAUCCUCAUUUAUUCAAGUGGUAUGCUAUACUUGUAGGAUUAAAUGGAGAUUAUUUAUCAACAGCUGAAAAGAUAAAGAAUGGUGUUCGGUUUAAAAAUUAUGUAGAAAUGGCCUUAGACAUGCGGCCGAAUGAUUCUGAAUUGCAUUAUCUUUUAGGAAGAUUUAAAUACGAAAUAGCCAAUUUAAGUUGGCUUGAGAAAAAGGUAGCGGCAACAUUAUUUUCCGAAGUUCCAAGUGCUUCUUAUGAAGAGGCAAUUGAUCGUUUUGAAACGGCAGCAAAGCUUGGACAUAAAACCCCACAAUCGCAAUUAUAUAUUAGCAAGUGUUAUAUUGCAUUAAAGCAAUAUUCACGUGCAGUUGAUUGUUUAAAAGAAAUUUUAGAUCAACCCUCAUUAAUAACUGAGGAUGAAAAAGUACACGCUGAAGCGAGUAAACUUUAUAACAAAUAUUUUGGAUAUUGUUCAUAGCAACAAAAAAUGUAUCUGUACAUCCCAUUUGCAUUUAGUAGUCGUGCUACCCUUUCUAUCUUUCUCGCAUACGCGCGCACGUACACGAAAAAAGAAAUAACAAAAUAUAGCCUAUUCUAAACAGUAACAUUAAAUAGCUUGUAACAAAUGAUUAUAUGAAACACAAGUACUAUAAAACUUUGGAAAA